Molecule: messenger RNA, 2853 nt
Organism: Mesorhabditis spiculigera
Lineage: Eukaryota; Metazoa; Nematoda; Chromadorea; Rhabditida; Rhabditidae
Source: the annotation of a GenBank genome assembly
AUGAAAUUCCGCAGCCGAAGCUACUCCCUAGUUUUGCUACUAUUUUUUGUGGUAUUCGAACGAUCUGUUGCAUCUUCUUCAAAGCCUUCGAAAUUCUCGCUAGAUUCGAUUAACCCUCAAAAUUUGCGAUUACCUAGAGAUCUACUACCAAUUUGGACCAUCGCCAGCACUCAAUUUGAACCGAUCUCCGCCCGACGGGUUUUUCCAUGUUUUGAUGAACCAGAUUUUAAAGCUGCUUGGAAAGUUGCGAUUAUCCACCCGAAUGGCUCGACCGCGUUAGCGAAUGGGAUCGGGGAAGGGGAGCCGAUACCUAUACCUGACCAGCCUGGUUGGCUAAAAAGCACUUUCCGCGAAACCAUUCCACUAUCUACCUACUUGGUGGCCUUUACGGUCAAUGAUUUUGUGUGCCUGGAGGGGAGAACGAAGACUAACAUUCGGGUCAGACUCUGGUCUCGCAAGGCAAUCGUCCAAAACCUUAAAUAUGCCCUCAGCGUCGGGAUCAAAGUUCUGGAUUACUUUGAGGAAUACUACGGCAUUAACUUCCCGAUGCCAAAGCAAGACAUGAUCGCGAUCCCGAACUUCGAAGCCGGUGCUAUGGAAAAUAUGGGCCUGGUGACUUACAAGGAGCAGAGUUUGAACUACGAUCCGGAGCGAAAUUCCCUACAAGAAAAAGAACUGGUGACAAGGAUUGUAACGCACGAGUUGGCGCAUCAGUGGUUCGGCAACCUAGUCACUCUGAAAUGGUGGGACGACUUGUGGCUAAACGAGGGUUUCGGCACGCAUAUGGAAUUUCUGGGUGCUGAGUAUGCAUCGGGCGGACAUUUUCAAGAGGCGUCCAAUUUCGAAACGGAAGCGGUGGCAAAAGCGUUCGAGAUGGAUGCUACCGGAAAUUCGCAUCCCUUAUCCUUCAAAAUCACUCGCGGAAGCGAUGCGUCGAAUGCGUUUGAUCAUAUUAGCUAUUAUAAGGGAGCAGCAUUUAUCCGGAUGCUGGAGAAAAUCAUUGGAACGGAAAGCCUGAAGAAAGGACUUCGGGCCUACCUCAAGAAAUACGCCUACUCCAACGCGGCAGCCAUCGACAUGCUUCGCGCUUUGGGAGAGCACGUCCCGGAAGAUAUUCUAGGCCCAGACGGUUCUCGGUUCAAUUUGACGAAAUUCUCAAUACCUUGGAUACAGCAGAUGGGAUUUCCGCUACUUUCCGUUCGACGAAUAGAUGAGAAUACAGUCGAGAUCCGCCAAAAACGCUUCAAAGCCAACCCGAGCCAGAAGGACCAGGCGCAAUACGCCGAGAAUCCACUUGGCUACAAGUGGGACAUACCAAUUUGGUACCAGGUUGGCGGGCGACCUCAAAGAAUAGUGUGGCUGCCAUUUGAUAAAGAGAAGAUUACGAUUCAUGUAUCCGAACGAGAAGGCACUUUAAUUAUCAAUCCCGAGGCAAUUGGAUACUACCGCGUAAACUACGAUGCAGAACUUUGGGAGCAGAUCGCUCAGCAGCUCGACAAAGAUCCGAAGGCAAUACCGCCACUCGGACGCUGUCGACUAAUCGACGACGCUUUUCAGCUGGCUAGCGCUGGAGAAUUACCUUACCAAAGAGCUACUCGGCUAACCAGCUAUUUGGACCAGGAAACCGAUUUGUGCCCCUGGAAAACAGCGCUCAAGCAAUUUCUGGUCAUCGCCCGUAAUUUGGGGCCGGAAGCUGCCGAUGAGGGCUCCUUACUUCGUGAUAUUACGAGUGUUUGCACCUAUAUGCAACUACCGGAAUGUAUGAAAAAGAUGCAGGACAUUUUUAAAGAGAAAUUCACCACCACCUGCUCGGCCAACGAUUUGGCAUCAAGGUGUAGUCGGUUUGGCGAAUCGAUACUGUCGCUCCAAACCCUGAUCCAAUAUGGAGUUAGCGUCACGACUCAGGAGCAACUAAAUAUUCUCCAAAAAUUCCUCGACGACAAUCGUGAGACCACCCGGGAUUCCCUUACGAAAUGGAAUAGCGAAGUAGAACAUGGGAAGAUUGGCCUCCUUGGCACGGCAGCUGGCCUCCACUCUCUGUUCGUCAUUAGGCGUUGCCCGUUUUUGAUAGGUAUCGUCGAGCAUUACUGCCUAAUUCACGCUGCCACAGGGGUGAUUGUCAAUUUCGGACACUUUGGUUGGGCGGUACCAAGCGCAAUUUGGCACAUUCAAUACGACUUCUCCUUCGUCAACUAUUUUAUAUCAACCGUUAUUUUCGCGAGCGUUUUUGUUGCCUACGUAGCUCGGAUAUUUUUGGCGAUAAACCGCUGGCUGUCCGUGGCGUUCUAUGGCAAAUACUACUACCAUGUGGAAAAAGCAAAAGCGUGGUGCUAUGUGACGCUAAUUGGCAGCUCCGUUAUUUUCAAUAUUCCGUUACUAAUUCCCGAUUGUCGCCCAUCUGUCUACACCGACCCGUUCAUCUUUUUCUAUGCGGGCGAGGGAGAGUGUGGUCCGAAAUACUCCGAUAUUUCACAGAUCAAAUUCGGCUACCUCGAAAUUGGGGUGACGACCAUUUUAGAGGUGUCCUCCUUGCUUUUGCUGAAUAUUCAGCUGAAGAAGUUGGAACGGGGCCGGUCAGGCACAAAUUCGCGCAGUCAAUUAGGCUGGCAGCUGCGGUUUGCUACGCAGCUCGUCGUAUUCAACGCGGGCGAGAUCGCGAGUCUGGCACUGUACACAUUUUUCAACCAAAUUGCGGCCAGCGUCUUUGAGCUCUUCAUCCUAGGCACAGCUUGUUGGCAGCUUCAAUGGCUCGUUGUCAGCUUUAUCUACAUCAUUUUCCAAAGCCGCGGCGAAAAGUCAACAGCUACCCCGGUAACGCUAGUUGUGGCCACUCGAAACUCAUCGCGGUUUGGA